AUGACCGUGGACCAAGUGCCGCUGUUGCACUCGCUCGACGCGAUCUACGCUCCGUCUGCGCGCGCCAACGAAGAGGCGCGCUGGAAUGACCUCCGUGCAAAGUUCCACGAGGUGUACCAGCGCCCGGCCGAUUUUGUUGCGCGCGCGCCGGGGCGCGUGAACCUCAUCGGAGACGUAUUCCCGGCAGCGAUCGACAAGGACAUCCUGAUGGCGACGGCCGUCGUGCCGGGCCAGCCGGGCGAUGCACUCACCUUUACCCUGCACAACGUCGCGUCCCGCUUUGCCACGGCGUCGUUUACGUGCGACAUUCAUGACCCGUCCAGUGUGCAGCUCAUGCACGAGGGCGACACGCGAUGGGCAAACUAUUUCAAGGUCGCACUCCAGGGGCUGCAGCCGCACCUCCCGAAAGAGGCCUUGGAAAAGGGCACGGGCCACAUCUACGUGCUGGUCGACGGCAGCGUGCCGCCGGAAAGCAGCCUCAGCUCGAGUGCAGCGAUGACGACGUGCAGCAGUAUCGUGAUCCUCACGGCGCUCGGCGCACGCGAGCACAUCUCGCGCAAGGAGAUGGCCGAAGUCGCGAUCGAGAGCGAGCGCCUCGUCGGCGUCAACUCCGGGGGGAUGGACCAGUCGGUCUCGGUCUUUGGUGUGCCGGAUCACGCGAUCUAUGUGUCGUUUGUCCCGUCGCUGCACACCGAGCCGAUCCGCCUGCCGGGCGGGGGGGACGAGGCGUUUGCGUUCGUCGUGACCAACACGCUCGUCGCCUCGGACAAAAAGGUGAUGGGGCCCGUGCAGUACAACCUGCGUGUCGUCGAGACGCGCGUCGCUGCGCGUGUCCUCGAGCAGGCGCUCGGUGUGGAUGCAAACCUCGCGUACCUGCGCCCCAGCUACCGCAACACGCUGCGGGCUGUCGCCGAUGCGUACUACGCCAAGGACGGCGCGUGGGAGGCCAUGCUGCGCCACGCCGACGUCAAGGACACGUACGAUGCGUACGGAAAAGAGGCCGCACAGCUGCAGGGCAUGCUGCGCCUCGUCGACCAGCAUCUCGCCCAGGAAGGGCUUACCCGGGCGCAGGUCGAAGACGCGACCAAGCUCUCGGACCAGGCCUUUCACGACACGUUCCUCGCCGCAUUUCCGGUGCGUGCCGACCAAUUUUUCCUGCACAAGCGCGCGGCGCACGUCUAUUCCGAGGCGCAGCGUGUCAUUCAGUUUAGGGCAUUGUGCGACAGCGCCAACGCUGCGCCGGCCACGGAUGCCAACGGCGUCUACACGCAGCUCGGCGCGCUGAUGAACGCGAGCCACGAGAGUUUGCGGACCCUGUACGACUGCAGCUGCCCUGAGCUGAACGCGGUCGUCGACAUUGCGCGUGCGCACGGCUCGCUCGGCUCGCGCCUCACUGGCGCAGGCUGGGGCGGGUGCGCCGUGCACCUCGUACCCCGCACCAAGCUCGCAGCCGUCCUGUCAGCGCUCGAGAAAGAGUACUUCCGCGCCAAGUUCCCUGCACUGAGCGACGCACAGCUCGCGGACGCCUUGUUUGCGACCGAGCCGGCGCAGGGUGCAUGCGUAUGGACUGCGUAG
Molecule: messenger RNA, 1575 nt
Organism: Malassezia japonica
Lineage: Eukaryota; Fungi; Basidiomycota; Malasseziomycetes; Malasseziales; Malasseziaceae
Gene: GAL1
Product: galactokinase
Exons: 2
Coding region: 1-1575 (524 amino acids)
Biological process (GO): galactose metabolic process; carbohydrate phosphorylation
Cellular component (GO): cytoplasm; cytosol
Molecular function (GO): galactokinase activity; ATP binding
Source: RefSeq, a predicted model, not a curated record